Molecule: messenger RNA, 1710 nt
Organism: Diachasmimorpha longicaudata
Lineage: Eukaryota; Metazoa; Arthropoda; Insecta; Hymenoptera; Braconidae
Product: inhibitor of growth protein 1
Exons: 3
Coding region: 186-1100 (304 amino acids)
Biological process (GO): positive regulation of DNA-templated transcription
Cellular component (GO): nucleus
Source: RefSeq, a predicted model, not a curated record
CUUUUCAAAGUCAUAGAAUGCUUUCGUAUUAUUCGCAUUCUUGUUUUCUCCAGAACCUUAAAACUGUUCGUAGUGAUAUCAAUAUCGAAACCCUUAAAUGGCACUAAUGUUGAAUAUGAAGAAUAAUUCUGUGUGAACAAUGAAAAAUAUAUGUCAGUGAAAAAGUGAUCAAUUGAACAGUAAAAAUGUUGAAUCAGGCAGUUGUUGAGGCACUUUACUCGGCCACGUACAUCGAGAAUUACCUGGACUGCGUUGAAAAUCUUCCAAACGACGUUCAAAGAUAUGUGUCCCGUUUACGUGAACUAGAUGCCACAUGUCAAACAUAUCUAAGAGAUGUCGAUCAACAGCAGGAGCUCCUUAAAAUUGACACCGAUGUGACGCUACGUCGACGAGCAUUGUUAAGGGUCCAGCAGUCACUCAUAGCAGCUCAGGAAAUCGGCGAUGAGAAGCUACAAAUUGUACAACAGAUUCAGGAUCUUAUCGAGAAUAAAACUCGUCAACUGGAUAUGGAUUAUCGUAAUUUAGAUGUCGGCAAAGAGCAAGAGAACAACGACACAAAUCGUGAAUCUACAGCAACCACCAACUCCACAACGACAAGCAACACAAACAACGUGGACCGUCAGCCAAAACGGGCGAGAAGAACUCGCACAGACAAUCUUGCAGACUCGAGUGCAAUUGACAUGAUGGUAAUGUCGGAGAAUCGUUCAACAGGUUUAGCCAAUACUAGCAAUGGAAAUCAGAAGAAAACGACAGCAGCAGCAGCUGGCAAAAAGAAGAAACGAAAGUCUCGACAGGGUACACAGCAGAAUCAGCAACGAGAAGACACACCACCUCCCAUUGACGAUGACAUUCAGGUGGAUCCAGAUGAGCCGACUUAUUGCCUGUGCGAUCAAAUAUCCUACGGCGAAAUGAUUCUCUGUGACAACGAUCUCUGCCCUAUCGAGUGGUUCCACUUCUCUUGUGUCUCCUUAAGUACAAAGCCGAAGGGCAAGUGGUUCUGCCCAAAAUGCCGAGGUGACAGACCAAACGUUAUGAAACCCAAGGCCCAAUUUUUGAAGGAAUUGGAACGUUAUAAUAAGGAGAAGGAGGAAAAAUCGUAGCAGUGACAGAUACGUUAAUGAAUUGUGGAUAAAUAAAUAAAAUAAGGUCUGAAGGGAGUAUCGAGUGUUAGCCAUCUUUAUGAUAUAAAAUAUAUCAUAACUCCCAUCGGAUUUUACAUCAUUUUUUGUGACUCCAAGAUCAGCGGUAAUUGAAUAACCUUUGGAGAUCAUUAAAUCAUCAUAAUAAAAUUUAAUGGAUUGAUAAAAUAACUGGUCAUUCAUAUACAUUCUAUAAUUUCGAUACUGAGCGAUGAAUAGACUUAUAUUACAAAAUUCAUUUCUGAAGCCAAAUAAAUUCUCUUGAAAACAAAUUUUUCAAUUCAAGAAUUUCAGUGAAUUUUGUCGAGUAGAUAUAUCUUGAAAUCUCUCAGUGAAUGACCGGAAAAAUUACAAUGAUGUAGUUGUCUCACAGCCUCACUGUGGCAGUAUUAUUUAACAUUUUUCAAUGGUACAUGCGGCGAGUUCAAGGAGGAGGAUGUCAUGUGACAUUCAAAAUAUCCCGAUUGUAAAUAAGCAUUACAUGUAUUUUAACAGAUUGAUAAAUUGAUUAACAUGCUAGCGUUUUUUUAAAGUAAUUCAAUAAAGAUGUUGAUUUAAUUUCCUAAUGAAA